This is a messenger RNA of Rubroshorea leprosula, 1138 nucleotides long. Lineage: Eukaryota; Viridiplantae; Streptophyta; Magnoliopsida; Malvales; Dipterocarpaceae. The record is from the annotation of a GenBank genome assembly.
AAAGUCCAAAUAUAAUUUUUCUGCAUUCAUAUUGCGCGGAAGCUCUUUAUAAGCAGCCUCUCAGGCCCUCAGCUUCUCCAAUAUUCUUUGCAACGACUAAAAGUAUUCGUGAAAAAAGCCAAAAGAAAUGGAGAAGAAGCUUUUCACUCAACUCUUCAGCUGCGUCAUCUUCUUCUUAUUUGUUCUUGUCCUGUUGUCUUCCCCAGCUGCUUCUCAAGAAGUUGAUGAUGAAAGUGAGUUUGAUUAUACCAAAAACAGCGAAAAGGGUCCAGAUAGAUGGGGAGAAAUUAAGCCGGAAUGGAGUGCAUGUGGCAAUGGGACAAUGCAGUCUCCUAUUGAUUUGUUGAAUGAGAGAGUUGAAGUUGUUUCUCAUUUAGGGAGGCUUAAGAGGAGUUACAAACCCUCCAAUGCUACCCUCAUGAACAGAGGCCAUGAUAUGAAGUUGAGCUUUGAAGGAGAAGCAGGAAGUAUUGAGAUUAAUGGAACUGAAUAUGAACUCAAACAGCUCCACUGGCACUCGCCUUCUGAGCAUACCAUUAGUGGCGUAAGGUUUGAUUUGGAGCUGCACAUGGUUCAUCAAAGCCAGGAUGGCAAGAUUGCUGUUGUUGGGAUCAUGUACAAGAUUGGAAGGCCAGAUUCUUUCUUGCUAUCGUUGAGAGAUCAUUUAGAAAAUAUUACUGAUACCACUAGUGGAGAAAGUGUUGUGGGAGUGAUUGAUCCAAGGGCCAUAAAGAUUGGCAGCAGGAAGUAUUACAGAUACCUUGGAUCUCUUACAACUCCUCCUUGUACUGAAAAUGUUGUGUGGACCAUUGUUAGAAAGGUCAGGACUGUGACAAGGGAGCAAGUUAAGCUACUACGUGUUGCAGUUCAUGAUGAUUCAAAUUCUAAUGCAAGACCACUACAACCAAUAAAUUGGCGAACGGUGCAACUCUAUAGACCAAAUGAAAAGGAAGAGAACUAGAACCUAUGAGCUUUUGCAGCUUCGGAUUUCAUAUAUAAUUCCCUUCUUGUGGCAUCUUUGAGAGAGUGUUCGUACUUUAUUCUUGCAUUGAUUCUUCGACGAUAUAUUCAAGCCAUUGUUUGUUAUUUUGAUAUAUUAAUUGAUCUAGUUUUUCUUCAAUAAAGGAACAAAUUCAUA